Messenger RNA from Octopus sinensis (East Asian common octopus), 622 nucleotides. Its product is annotated as protein hunchback-like. Lineage: Eukaryota; Metazoa; Mollusca; Cephalopoda; Octopoda; Octopodidae. Gene Ontology annotation, cellular component: nucleus. The record is from RefSeq and is a predicted model, not a curated record. The transcript has 2 exons. Gene Ontology annotation, biological process: regulation of transcription by RNA polymerase II. Gene Ontology annotation, molecular function: RNA polymerase II transcription regulatory region sequence-specific DNA binding; DNA-binding transcription factor activity, RNA polymerase II-specific. The coding region runs from base 74 to 550 and encodes 158 amino acids.
CUGAAGGUCUCCUAUUUUUGUUUUGAAAUUCCAACUUAAUCAUUGAUUGGCAUUAUUUUACUAUUUUUGAGAAAUGGAACAAAUUGAAGAAAAAGGAUCUCCUCCCAAAAAUGCAUGUCAUCCUGACCUGCCUUCACAGCACAACAGUUCCGAUGAGAACUCUCCCACCGACAAAUGUCCCAGCUACGAGGAUGGUAAAAGAAAACGAAAACGAAAACUCUUCAAAUGUAGACACUGCGACUAUUCCACUGCCAAAGAAGUGAGUGAUUCAAUUUACUUUCAGGAAGACUUUUACCGCCAUAAAGAAGACAAACAUUUGGACGGUGGGGCGGCCUAUCGAUGUGAGUUGUGCAGUUUUGUGACUCGAAUGAAACAUCAUUUGGACUACCACAAUUUGUCAAGACACAAUAGUGGAGAAAAACCCUUUUCUUGUGACAAAUGCGAGUACAAGUGCAUCAACAGGUCAAUGCUUAAUAGUCACAUGCGUUCUCAUUUGCCCCCAUGUUCGAGAUGUGGAGUCACUAAGUUGUUAUUUCUCUCGAUUGGGUAGAUGCAAAUGUUCAAAGAUAAGACCAAUGAAACAACCUUCGACGAAUAAUAAUGUUAGUCUGAGGUCUACAUU